CUCAAUCCAAUUUAGAGUUCUGAAAGAUAGAAAAAACAUGGAAGGUUUAGAUUUGGUCUUCUUGUCUGAUCAAACCACACACCAACCGGUUCGAUCUGUGAGUCUUCCUUCAAGAAUCCAUCCACUCUCUGUUAAGAUCAGAGCAGCCUUGAACCGGCUCAUUAUCUGGCGGAGAUGUUCUUCCUCAAUCUCGGUUUCCGCUUCGUUUGGGUACGAGACGGUUCUCGUUGGACUCGUGGACCUCACUGAGCUCUACAGUUGCGUCCAUGAGCUACUUGAGUCUCCUUACGUGAAACACACUCUUCUUCGUCACCAGAAAGGGAAACUUCUGGAAGAUUCUUUAGAUGGAUCUGUUCUGUUGCUCGACGUGUAUGAGGGCACAAGGGAGGUGAUUGUAGCGAUGAGAGAACACGUGACGAAUCUCAAAUCUGCUCUUCGUAGGAAAGGAAGCGUAGAGAAGGAGGCGAAAGCAUACGUUAACUUGCGGAAGAAGGCAAAGAAAGAAAUCUCUAAACAGAUCAAUGCACUCAAGAAAAUGGAAACUAGAGAUAUUUCCACCAACAUAGAUCACGAUUCAACGAUAGCAUCCACGAGUGUUCUGAGAGAGACAAUUGAAUUCACUGUCUCGAUUUUCAGACAUCUUUUGUUGUUCCUAUCAACAAUACCACCACCACCAUCUCCAACGAAAAAAAUCAAGACCACCAUUGGGUUUUUGCCUUUUCCUUUCGUAUCGUCGUCAUUAUCAGAUAAAUCUCUGAAUCUGAUAAAAGAAAUGAAGAGUCUUGAUGAAGUUUUUCUGGGUUCUAUUUUGGAUCCGAGUAAAACCAUUUUCGAAGUCGAGACAAGGCAGAAGGAGAAGAUGAGGAGAGAUGUAGUUGAAGAUGGUUUUCGUGAUCUGGAGGCAGAACUGGACUCUGUUUCCAAGUCUUUAGUUAAAAACAGAGUUUUGUUCCUUAACAUCCUCAGUAACUGUUACUACUGAGAUUUUUGUUAACAGAUGUAAAUCUUUUUUCCUCAAAUUAUCUGAGAGCCUAAGGAGGAGGAGGAGGAGACAAGAAUAUGUAUUUGUGCAACAGUUCAAGUUGACUAAAUCAGUGGCCAUCUU
This is a messenger RNA of Arabidopsis arenosa, 1105 nucleotides long. The record is from the annotation of a GenBank genome assembly. Lineage: Eukaryota; Viridiplantae; Streptophyta; Magnoliopsida; Brassicales; Brassicaceae.